UCAAACACUGCGGCAUCAUCCUAUAAUCUCUGUCUGUCUCUCUCUCUCUCUCUCUCUCUCUCUCUCUCUGACACAUUUCUGCGAGUGAGUGUUUAAAAAGGCGCGGAUCUAGUAGCCGUGGGUUAUUCUCAGUUCUCUUCAUACUGCAUGACCAUCACAAAGAUGACAUGGCGUCCUCAGUACCGUAGUUCCAAGUAUCGCCAUGUGUUUGGGAAGCCGGCCACAAAAGAGAACUGCUAUGAUGGUGUCCCCAUCACCCGGAGUGUUCAUGACAAUCACCUCUGCACCGUCAACCCUCGCUUUAUCGCCGUCAUCACUGAAUGUGCAGGGGGUGGGGCCUUCCUGGUACUGUCCAUCAAUCACACUGGCAAGGUUGACCCUCAUCAUCCGAAGGUUUCUGGUCACAGAGGCAAUGUACUUGACAUCAAAUGGAAUCCUUUUAAUGACUUCUGCAUAGCAUCUUGUUCAGAGGACACCACAGUAAAGAUCUGGGAUAUCCCUGAACAUGGUGUUUUGAAGAACAUCACAGUGUCUCAGAAGGAGCUGCAGGGUCAUUCACGACGUGUCGGACUUAUUGAAUGGCAUCCCACUGCUGACAACAUCAUUUUCAGUACUGGCUAUGACUAUCAGGUUAUGGUGUGGAAGCUCGAUGUUCCUGAACAGGUGAUCAAGAACCCUGUGCGGUCCAUCAGUGUGCACUCAGAUGUGGUUCUGUCCAUGUCCUUUAACACAGACGGAAGUAGGCUCGCCACCUCUUGUAAGGACAAGAAGAUCAGAGUGAUUGACCCACGUACUGGCACCCUUUUACAGGAGACCGACUGCAAAUCACACAAAGCCAGUAAAGUGCUAUUUCUUGGAAACCUGAAAAUGCUCCUCUCUACGGGCAAUUCACGCUGGAACCAUCGUCAGAUUGCACUUUGGGAUCAGGAGGACCUCUCUCAGCCGUCUUAUUCAGAGGACUUGGACGGCUCCUCUGGUGUUCUCUUCCCGUUUUAUGACCCUGACACACACAUGCUUUACAUAGCUGGAAAAGGUGAUGGAAAUAUCAGAUACUAUGAAAUCAGCCCAGAGAAGCCAUAUGUGCACUAUUUGACUGAAUACCGGUCUCUUCUACCACAGAAGGGAAUGGGUGUCAUGCCAAAGAGAGGUCUUGAUGUGUGUUCCUGUGAAAUCUUCAGAUUCUACAAGCUAGUGACAAUCAAAAGUCUCAUAGAAACUCUAUCCAUGAUUGUUCCACGAAGGUCAGAGUCCUAUCAAGAGGACAUUUACCCCAUGACAGCUGGGAACAAGCCUUCCAUGACAGCAGAUGAGUGGAUCGGUGGUCUAGACAAAGGUCCUGUGAUGAUGUCUCUGAGGCCUGGAAGUAAACUGGACUCAUAUGUGGAACUGGGCUCAGGGAAAGACCCAACAGACUCGAUGGAGACACAGCAUUCUCGUAGUCGGCCAGGACUAUCACUGCUGAUUCAGGAACGGCUGGAUGCCAAAGAAGGGAACGCACGCAAAGUAUCCCCCGCUACCUCGCUGCUCCCAUCCACAGAUGAAAAGAGCAGCUCUACAACCUACGUCCGCAAUGGACAACUAGAUUCCACGCACUGCUCGCCACCAAAAACAGAGAAUGAGCUACGACAAAUGUUUUAUAAGCAGCAGGAAGAGAUCCGAAGGCUGAAGGAGCAGCUUAACCAGAAGGAUGUGCGGAUAAAACAGUUGGAAUUGGAGAUCAAAAAUGUGAGAAACUCACAAGCCAAUCUUUAAAAGAAACUGUAGUACAGCACACUGUCAAAAAACUUGUCUGCUUCACUAACAUUCACAUAAAAAAUGUUCUGCUUCAUGAAUUAUGCUGUAAAGGUGCGGUCACAUUUACAGAAGUCCAGUCAUUUCUAGAGGAAUCCUUGCGAUCGGGAGUUUCGUUUGAUGGCGAAACAGUUCCCCUCAGAGUUUGUGUUCAAGUUGGUCACACGAAUUUGAGCCAUUGACCAAUAGAAAGCUGCUUGGAUUGAAAGUGACUCUGGGCUUCAUGCAUCGCUACACUUGUGACAAUGGACAAUAGACCUUUUUGCCCACGAAAUUUCGCUAAUGUGACCGCGCCUUAAGGAAACACAUUGGUUACAUCCACAUUUCUAGUGUCUCUUUAUGGAAAGUAAUUCCUUGUAUGCACGUUUUGUGCACAUAUACUAUACACCCUUCAUGGAAAUUUUUAUUAGACUUCAGCACUAUGCAAAGAUUUUUUUUUUUUUUUU
This is a messenger RNA of Sinocyclocheilus rhinocerous, 2237 nucleotides long. RefSeq names its product coronin 2Aa (gene coro2aa). The transcript is spliced from 12 exons. Gene Ontology annotation, molecular function: actin filament binding. The record is from RefSeq and is a predicted model, not a curated record. NCBI's taxonomy places the organism in Eukaryota, Metazoa, Chordata, Actinopteri, Cypriniformes, Cyprinidae. Bases 148 to 1752 code for a protein of 534 amino acids.